Messenger RNA from Gekko japonicus, 708 nucleotides. RefSeq names its product olfactory receptor 52I1-like. Lineage: Eukaryota; Metazoa; Chordata; Lepidosauria; Squamata; Gekkonidae. Gene Ontology annotation, biological process: G protein-coupled receptor signaling pathway. Gene Ontology annotation, cellular component: membrane. The record is from RefSeq and is a predicted model, not a curated record. The annotation marks the transcript as partial. Gene Ontology annotation, molecular function: olfactory receptor activity; G protein-coupled receptor activity. The transcript has a single exon.
AUGGUUCUGGACACCAACUCCAGCCCACCUACAUUCGUCUUAGUCGGCAUCCCAGGGCUUGAAUCAGUCCAUCCUUGGCUGGGCAUCCCCUUCUGCUUUAUGUAUAUCGUGGCACUCUUCGGGAACGGCGCUCUCCUCUUUGCCAUCCGAUUCGACCGCACCCUGCACAACCCCAUGUUCUAUUUCCUGGGCAUGCUGGGAGUCAUCGACGUGGUCAUGGCGACGACGACAGUGCCCAAAAUGCUGGACAUCUUCUGGAGCGGCUCUCCGAAGAUCGGCCUCAACGUCUGCUUUGCUCAGAUGUUUUUCAUCCAUUCCGUUACAGCGAUGGAAUCGGGGGUCUUGCUGGCCAUGGCCUUUGACCGAUACGUUGCCAUCAGCCACCCGCUGAGAUAUGAGAUGAUCCUAACGCCCCCAAGGGUGGCCCAGAUAGGCCUGGCGAUUCUGACGAGAGGGAUCCUUUUCAUGGUUCCUUUGAGCGGGAUGGUGAGCCGCUUGCCCUACUGCGCUUCCAAGCGAAUCCCUCAUUCCUAUUGCGAGCACAUGGCGGUCGUAAAAUUGGCCUGUGCGGAUUCUGCCACCAGCCGCGUCUACAUCAUGGUGGGAUCCACCCUGAUUGUGGGGAGCGACAUGGCUUUCAUUGCCGUUUCUUACGGGCUGGUUCUCAGAGCUGUGAAGAAGCUGAGCGAGAAGACGGAGCGGCUCAAG